This is a messenger RNA of Bombyx mori (domestic silkworm), 1197 nucleotides long. It is a transcript of the gene Cdk9, whose product is annotated as cyclin dependent kinase 9. Gene Ontology annotation, molecular function: RNA polymerase II CTD heptapeptide repeat kinase activity; cyclin binding; ATP binding. The transcript has 5 exons. Gene Ontology annotation, biological process: positive regulation of transcription elongation by RNA polymerase II; protein phosphorylation. Gene Ontology annotation, cellular component: cyclin/CDK positive transcription elongation factor complex; nucleus. The record is from RefSeq and is marked provisional. NCBI's taxonomy places the organism in Eukaryota, Metazoa, Arthropoda, Insecta, Lepidoptera, Bombycidae. Bases 1 to 1197 code for a protein of 398 amino acids.
AUGCAAAGCGUAAGUGCUCCGCGGGAGCCCACGCAACCAGUUUUAAGCACAACUUCAACUAUAUUAAACAUGAGGGAAAAGGAGAAAUACAUAGAGGAAUUCGACUUUCCCUUCUGCGACGAGUCUUCCAAAUACGAAAAAGUAGCUAAAAUCGGACAAGGAACAUUCGGUGAAGUGUUCAAAGCGCGCGCGAGAAACAGUAGCAAAAAGUUUGUUGCCAUGAAAAAAGUCUUAAUGGACAAUGAAAAAGAGGGUUUCCCGAUCACGGCCCUGCGGGAAAUAAAGAUCUUGCAGCUCUUAAAACACGAAAACGUUGUAAACUUGAUAGAAAUAUGCCGCACGAAGGCUACGGUUCACAAUAAAUACCGUUCCACUUUCUAUUUGGUGUUCGACUUCUGCGAACACGAUCUAGCUGGCCUGCUAUCGAACGUGAAUGUUAAGUUCAGUCUCGGCGAAAUAAAAAAAGUCAUGCAACAAUUACUGAACGGACUUUAUUACAUACACAGCAACAAAAUACUCCACAGAGACAUGAAGGCUGCCAAUGUACUAAUAACAAAGAAUGGAACAUUAAAACUGGCUGACUUUGGACUUGCUCGAGCAUUCAGCGUCGCAAAGUCUGGACAAGCCAAUAAAUAUACUAAUCGUGUUGUUACUUUGUGGUAUAGGCCUCCAGAAUUGCUGUUAGGUGACCGUAACUACGGUCCACCAGUGGACAUGUGGGGAGCCGGAUGUAUCAUGGCUGAAAUGUGGACUCGCUCCCCGAUCAUGCAGGGUCCGACAGAACAGCAGCAGCUGAUAUUAAUAUCGCAGCUGUGCGGUUCCUGUACACCUGAUGUCUGGCCCGGAGUGGAGAACUUGGAUCUUUACAACAAAAUGGAGUUGCCAAAGGGUCAAAAGAGGAAAGUCAAGGAAAGACUGAAACCAUAUGUGAAGGAUCCCUACGGCUGUGACUUAUUGGACAAACUGCUGCAGUUAGAUCCUGCCAAGCGCUAUGACGCGGACACGGCCCUUAACCACGACUUCUUCUGGACGGACCCCAUGCCGUGCGACCUCGGCAACAUGCUCGCGCAGCACACGCAGAGCAUGUUCGAGUACCUGGCGCCCCCGCGGCGCCCCGCCCACCUGCGCCACCACCACCACGCCGCGCCGCCCGCCAAGCCGCCCCUCGACUCCGGCUACCAGGACCGCGUGUUCUGA